GUAUAUUUAAAAAACACAGCCGGGCUCUAGUGGUAUUGGGAAGAUUUAAAAUGCCUAGUUGUUUUAAUUUUAACUGCUGCCACCGGUGCCGUUCGUCGUCAGACAGCGAAGUUUUGGAACCUUUAAUCCAACAACCUUUAGCGAGCAGGGAGCACUCAGUUCACUGUAAAGAUUAUGAGAGCUUGGAUUAUGACAAAUGCUACAACACGCCAUACAGGGAACAUAUAAAGAAUCAUGGAAAAUGGUUUGAAACUAAAAAGGAAAUUCUAAGUUGGGUUUCAAUUUUCAUCAUUGGUUUUUGUACAGCAUUGGUAGCGUUUGGUAUUGACACCGUUAUUCGCUACUUAACUGCAUGGAAGCUUACCACAGUUACCAAGUCAAUGGGUGCAUGUAAACAUGAUAGUUGUAUUGCUACUUCCCUAUUGUUGCUUGCUGCAUUCAACCUUUCCUUUGUGUUUAUCGCUGCAUUGUUGGUGGUGUAUGGGGAGCCUCUUGCUGCUGGGUCUGGUAUUCCGGAAAUCAAAUGUUAUUUAAACGGAGUGAAAGUACAAAAUGUAACCAGGUUAAAAACUCUCUUCUGCAAAGCAGUUGGAGUCCUUUUUAGUGUGUCUGGAGGUUUAUUAGUCGGCAAAGAGGGUCCAAUGAUCCACAGUGGUGGCGUAAUAGGAGCAGGAAUACCUCAGUUUGAGAGUCUUACAAUCAAAGGCCUCAAACUAAACAUCCCAUAUUUCCGAUCAGACAGGGACAAGCGUGACUUUGUAUCAGCUGGUGCAGCUGCUGGAGUAGCUGCUGCAUUCGGAGCUCCCAUUGGUGGCGUGUUGUUUAGUUUAGAGGAAGGUUGUUCAUUUUGGAAUCAAGCUCUUACAUGGAAAACGUUAUUCUGCACCAUGACAUCAACGUUCACUUUGAAUUUUUUCCUCUCUGGUACAUUUGACCACUCAUGGGGAUCCUUUAAUCAGAAUGGGUUGUUAACAUUUGGUGUUUUUCAGUGUCCACCUUCUAAUAAGAAUUGCCACUUAUGGACUUUGGGUGAUUUACUUAUAUUUAUUAUCAUUGGUGCUGGUGGUGGAUUGUUUGGUAUGGUGUUCAAUGCAAUAAAUACAAAGCUAACUUUGUUUAGACUCAAAUACUUAGCUAAGAAACAUAAGCUAUUUAGAGUACUUGAAGUUCUAGCAGUUGCCUUCAUGACAACUUUAGUUGUUUUUCUCAGUCCAUUGGUUGGGAAAUGCAAACCUAUUAGCGCUUUUCCAAACAAUACAAUUACAUUAAGCUUUAAGGAGUCUGGCCAAAAUGCAAGUCUGCAAAGAUUCUUAUGUCCUGUUGGAGAGUAUAACGACAUGGCUACCUUGUUUUACAAUGGCCAAGAAAUUGCUAUCAAACAGUUGUUUCAUAAUAAUGGAGAAUUUUCUUUGGAAACUUUGGGUUUAUUUUUCAUUCUCUUUUUCUUCUUAUCAUGUUGGACAUACGGCAGUAGUGUACCAAGUGGUUUGUUUGUCCCAUGUAUAUUAUGUGGUGCAGCUUACGGCAGAUUCGUGGCAUCUUUCUUACAUAACUACCUUGAUAUCAACCAUAUCUACCUUGGUACUUUCUCACUUAUUGGAGCUGCUGCAUUUCUGGGUGGUGUGGUUCGCAUGACAAUAAGUUUAACUGUCAUAUUGAUUGAAUGUACAAACGAAAUUAGUCUCAGCUUGCCAAUUAUGGUUACUUUAAUGGUUGCUAAAUGGGCUGGGGACAUGGCUAAUCAUGGCUUAUAUGAUAUUCAUAUAUUUCUCAAGUCUGUUCCGCUCUUAGAAUGGGAGGUACCCAUUAUAGCAAAAUCCCUGACAGCCGUUGACAUCAUGAACACUCGCUUGAAAUUCAUCUUUCCACACACUAGAGUGCGCUCUAUCGUGAACCUGUUACGCACCACCGCACACAACUCUUUCCCCGUCGUUACCAUGGAAACAGUAGAUAGGGAACCCAAGUCUACUUUGUCCACUGCUAAUCUAAGAUACAGGUCCUCCAGUCAUGUGACAAGAAUGCAAGUGGAGCGCGAACGAGCAAGGACGAGAAGUCAACUGGAGACGGAGCUCGUGGAGGUUGAUCUCAGUGAUGAAGAUACAUCUGAAGAGGGAUCCAUGUGUGAGAAGAUGAGCAGCAACGAGGACUCAAACGGUUCUUCAGGACUUGCAGAUAAUUUGCAACCAAUGACCUUUCAUGGAAUAAUUCUUCGCACACAACUGACUACACUGCUUAAGAAUAAUAUUUACCACAACCAAUAUUCGGGGGCAUCCACUCAAGAGGUAUUAUCAUAUGAAAAAUUUAAUGAGGAUUACCCACGUUUCAUGAACAUUCAUGAUAUGAAUAUGGAUGAUUUGAACCUAAAUGAAAUAUUGGAUGUUACACCUUACAUGCACCCAUGUCCACAUAUCGUUCACCCUGACUCUCCAGUGCCUCAAGUGUUCAAUUUGUUCCGUACUAUGGGCUUACGUCAUUUACCAGUCAUCAAUAGUAGAGGAGAGGUACUAGGGUGGAUUACCAGACACAACUUAACUCAUGAAUUCAUUGAAGAAAUUGUAAAAAUUAAAAGCAAUUCCAGAGAUUAAGUUGAAAUACACUUUGUGCAAUAAGCUAAUAAUCUCCUUGACCUAUAUAUUAUAUGGCAAAGAAAUACACUGGAUAAUUUAGCAGGCAUAUUGAUUUUUGAAUUUUUAACAAAAUCUGGGGUGGCAAUGUUAAAUUUGCAUUUAUAGCGUGAAACAUUGGGAACUUUGGUGACAAAUAUUACUGUACAGUUUAGCCCUGCUUGUUUGUAUAGAGUUUACAUCAGGGUAAAAGCUGUAUUAAAUUGUAAAACUGAGGUGCUAAAACACUCCUGCCCCCCUUUCCCCAAAUUGGGAGUACAUGUCAACCUAGUCACCCCUAUGAUGCAAAAUGAAUAGUAUUCGAAGUGAUUUUUGACUGUUUUGGUGUAUUUACGAGCUAUGUUUAAUAUCUAGGUCAUACUUAUGUAACUACAUAACUGCAUAUACCCAUUAAGUGCCAAUUCCAUUUUUAUGCAACAUUUUAUAAAUCUAUCAUAUUGCCAUUUGUGUGAUUUUGUUUAUCAUUCUCAUGAUUAUAUAUGUAACCAAGUGAAUAUUUAUCAUCGUUUUAUGUGAUUUCUAUUUAUCUUACGCUACCUACCUGUUUAAGAAGUGCAAUUACACCACCAUUAUUGUAAA
This is a messenger RNA of Ciona intestinalis (vase tunicate), 3203 nucleotides long. Lineage: Eukaryota; Metazoa; Chordata; Ascidiacea; Phlebobranchia; Cionidae. The record is from RefSeq and is a predicted model, not a curated record.